AUUGCCACUGGAACUAUUCCUGGUGUACGUGUAGGCCACAGUGCAGUAUUAGAUUUAGCAGUUCUUGAUACUUCAGUAUUACCUUUUAAAUGGACGAUUCCGAAAAUAAAAAAUAUUCCUCCCCCCGUACUUGCUCAUCAUACUGCUACUUUAAUUAAAAAUAUAAUUAUUAUAGCUUUUG
Messenger RNA from Dentiscutata erythropus, 181 nucleotides. The record is from the annotation of a GenBank genome assembly. Lineage: Eukaryota; Fungi; Glomeromycota; Glomeromycetes; Diversisporales; Gigasporaceae.